UGGAAAUUUAAUAUCUUGCCUUAUAACUGACUGUAGUAAAUGUACUGUCAGGUCAACUGCGUCAUUCCCUUGGAAUGCAAACAUAGCAAACAUGGAAUGUUCCAUGGAACAUUUUCGGGGAACGCCAAAAGACACGCCCUGGCGAUAACAUUGUCCUAAACCAAUACAACCAAUUUUUUUCCCUUUCGUACUAACAAUGUAUCACGUCGAACUUCUUCCGAGUACGACAACUCACCUCACUCCGGGGUGGACCUACGUCCCCGACAGGGGCUUCGACCCAUCCAAAGCAGCGAUCACGCCUACCAUCGGCAGGAAACGAGGCAUUCGCGACCCCGGCAGCCGUGGAGAUGUAUCAUCAAGACAGGCCAAUGCGAUCAUCCGACAUUUAGCAGAACUCGAUCGGGAGAACCAUAAAGAUGUCCAUAUUCCGAUCCCGGUGAAACAAAAGGAUGCAGCUGGAAGAGGGACAAGAGGCAAAGUUACCUCGAAUGUGCGCCGUAUCCUUCAAUCACAGAAGACCUUCAGAAACUACCUCGAUGACGAAGAAGCCGCGUUAGCACAAGCAGCCCAGUCUACGACGCAGCGUCCCCCAGCCAACAAAGUAACAAAACCAUCAUCAUUACGAAGAAGCUCGACACCUGCCACAACGCCCAAACCGGAAUCCUCGCGUCAGAAGAAACAACCCUCCACUGUACCCGCGCGUCAGAGGGCAUCAGCGACACCUGCAAAGCCACCCAGCGUCACUACCACAGAAGACACAGAGAAGGAAUCGGAGAAGGAGCCGGAGGACAAGCAAGCACUUAUCAAAACCGAGCACGAUAACGAUCCCCUCCUGAAAUCGUAUAUCCCCUCUGCACCGUCAGAACGUAUCAUGCAGGCACUUCUUGCGGAGCCGCCAUUGACGUAUAAUGCUUCUCGCGUCGGUCCACCAGUCACAAUGAAAUCGCAGCGGUAUUUCUGUUGUGUGUGCGGUUACUGGGGCAAGAUCCGGUGCAAGAACUGCCCUUCGCGGACCUGCGGCUUGGACUGUUACAAACUUCAUGAGGACUCCAGAUGUGGGGCGUUCUACUAGGCCAUUCAAAUGCGGAUUAGCCAAACAAAAAAA
Molecule: messenger RNA, 1105 nt
Organism: Aspergillus pseudonomiae
Lineage: Eukaryota; Fungi; Ascomycota; Eurotiomycetes; Eurotiales; Aspergillaceae
Product: putative HIT finger domain protein
Exons: 2
Coding region: 197-1072 (291 amino acids)
Biological process (GO): chromatin remodeling
Cellular component (GO): Swr1 complex
Molecular function (GO): nucleosome binding
Source: RefSeq, a predicted model, not a curated record